AUGAACGUGAGCCGGCCUGCGGUGCACCCGGUGGAAGUCCCGCCUCUAAUGGAUGGCAAUCCGGAAAACCUGCAGAGGUUGAGGAUGAAGGACAUCCAAGGCAUGCCCGGGACUCCCGGUGGGCUCACCCUGCGGCUCCUCCAGUUUGCGUCUGGGGUGGCCGCGCUCUGCGUCAUGGUGUCCACCAGCGACUUCACCUCCGUAACCGCCUUCUGGUAAUUUGUUUCUGUUUUUUGCCUUGGACUUUCAUCUUUGCUGCAUAGCACUUAGAUCAUGCUCACGUGUUGUUGAAAUCGAAACUUUGCGUGCUAAGGAUAAUUGAUCCGUGUUCGACUACAUUGCUAUGGGCAUCAAAUGUUGCAUGGGUUUCAAGCGAAACAUGGAACAUUUAUGUCUUUGAUCAUGGACCAGUGAACAUACGGCUAUCGAGUCUAACACGUUUUUGUAGAUUGAUGCUCUCAUUAUCUUGGUUUGACGAUUCCUUAGCUUUGAAGGUCAAGAGGGUUAUCAUAAUAGCGGUACUCCUCAAAUUCUUGGGUCAAUGCUCGUGCGUAAAACCACGGCUCAGAUAUGGAAAUGUCUUUGACAUAUGGCUCUAAAGCCAUUGCACUAAUUAUCUGAUCAACAACUAGUUUUUUCAGACAUGUCAAUCAUUUAAUGUGGUAACCAUCCAGGGGACCGUGUUUAAGUUGCAUCGAGCAGAAAUAGUAAACCACGUAAAACUUAUCCGAGUUUGCUGCAUAAUGUCAAGAUAGAGUAUCAUAAGUGGAUACCUAGCUUUUAUUUAUUGCCACAAUGGCUUGAAUCUCCGUUUUUCAAGAGCCUGGUGAGCAAUGUGCUUUAAAGGUGGGGCUAAUUAGUGCAAUAAGAUUGAAUGAAAGUUUUCUAGUAACACAGUUGAAAGGAAGGCGAUCAAUUUGAUAACACAAGAAAUAUUUCCUUUCAAAGCGUCGAUUUAGGGAUACUUCCAUAGAGUCUAGUGCAACUUGAAACACUGAAUUUAUCAGAGUAGCAUGGCCACCAAAGAGAAUGUCUUGGUUGACUUCUGCACCGAAAAUGCCGAUGCGUCUUUGGGCUGAAAUUGCAGAGUGCAUACUCAACGGAUAGGUGUCUGCCCCACUUUCACCUGAUGGCCCUUUCUGAGGAGAUAACUUAAAAUUGAAACUGAGUGGUAUUUUACGUCGCUAAGGUUAUUGUGGAGCUCCAUGAAACGAUGGUGAGUGGACUUUAUGCUGAAAUUAGUAGAUUAAUCUUAAGAUGAGGGUAAACGAUACGUUAUUUACCUAGAUGUGUUUUAGAAUCUGUUAGCAAUGCUUGACGAGGGCUACAUCGUUUUACGUCACUUGCAACUUUUCUGUCAAUUUUUGAAAAUCUUAGUUUUGUGUACGUUUUGCCUGAUUAUUCUGGUUUAUUAUCAUCUGGAGAAACUGAAUACCUGCUGUAUGUUAAUAUUUCUCAUGUUUGGGCACAGCUAUCUUGUAGCAGCGGUUGUUCUUCAAAGUUCAUGGAGUCUAUCUCUUGCCUUUGUGGAUAUCUAUGCGCUUCUUGUUAGGCGCAGUUUGCGGAACCCUCAUGUUGUAUGUUUCUUCACAGUUGGUGAUGGGGUAAGCAACUGUCUUAGUCGGAGCACCUGCCGGAAAAAUAAUUGAUUUUUGGAGUCUAGCCAUGAUAAUUAUUCCAUCUAUUAUGUUACACCAGGCCUGCCUCACCUUGAGAAACGAUGUCGUCCCACCUGUGGUAGUUUGGAUGGGUUAUGGGUUGUGUGUGUGUGCCUUCUAGUACCCUGUUUAACUGACAACGGUGGGCGAUGUUUACUCGUGAUUAUAAAACUCUUUCACACUCAUGCGGCCACCCAAUUUACCCUGGGUGUUGGUCAUUGUAUGUUUGUUCAUAAUGCCUACAUCUAUGCUUAAGCCAACUUGAAAAAUACCUGGUAAUGGUCGGUCAUCUCGUUCGAGGGCAUCAUAGAAGAAGUAGACUGCAGUAAAAUUCUUUCCAGUGUGGGUCGUAGAUCUUUAUUUGUACCAAAACGAGGUCAUCGUGUUUGUGGUGCAGAUCACGUCGACCCUGACUUUUGCUGCUGCUUGUUCAUCCGCGGGCAUCACUGUGCUGAUCGACAACGACCUCAAUAAUUGUGCGCAGAAUCAUUGUACGAGGUUCGAGACGGCAACAGCAAUGGCUUUCUUGAGCUGGUUUGCUAUCUCCCCUUCAUAUCUCUUGAAUUUCUGGACAAUGGCAUCGUCCAGGUGA
Messenger RNA from Spirodela intermedia, 2250 nucleotides. NCBI's taxonomy places the organism in Eukaryota, Viridiplantae, Streptophyta, Magnoliopsida, Alismatales, Araceae. The record is from the annotation of a GenBank genome assembly.